Tachysurus fulvidraco (yellow catfish) is the source of this 2137-nucleotide messenger RNA. RefSeq names its product ciliogenesis and planar polarity effector 2 (gene cplane2). NCBI's taxonomy places the organism in Eukaryota, Metazoa, Chordata, Actinopteri, Siluriformes, Bagridae. Gene Ontology annotation, molecular function: GTP binding; GTPase activity. The coding region runs from base 576 to 1271 and encodes 231 amino acids. The record is from RefSeq and is a predicted model, not a curated record. The transcript is spliced from 6 exons.
UUGCGUCAUCGGGUAGGCGUGGCCUAUUUGAUAAUUUAACCCUAACCGUAGUUUUUGGUUGUUUAUUUGUUUUCUAAAAUAAAUCAACCUGUAUGACUGUUUUGUCCUUCGCAGUAUACUGGGGGAUUUUUUGAAAGAAGGCGUUUUUCCAAGACCUCCGGAAACACGCCCACUUUACGUCGUGGUAACGAAACCCCUGGAAUUUAGUGCCUGCCACAAAACAGCGUGUUUAGAGUGGCUUUCUUCCCGUCCUUCUUUGCGUUUGUAGGCUGUUUUAUCUGCAGUUUUAAUCAGGAGACAGAUAUGGCUUGGGUAGCUGCUGGAUCGAUAAUGGUGCCAGAUUGGCACAGAAACCCUGAAAGCCGCGAAUUUUUCAACAAGAUUUUGCACAAGAAAAAGAGGAGAAAGUUCGUUUCCUCGCCCAGUCCAAAGACCUGCAUUGUAGGCUGACUGACAUCUAUAAAAUUGUCUAUAGUGUGUGAGUGUGUGAGGAUGUGCCCUGCAAUGGGUUGGCAUCAUGUGUGCCAAGUCCCAUGAUAUAGGCUCUAUGUGUCUUGCAAUGCUGUGUUAGACAAAUGGUACAAAAAAUGGACUGGGUAGAUGGAUCAUCAAUCAUCUUCAGUAACUGUCUUUUGGAAGCACCAGUGAUGUCCCCCCAUUUGAAAGCAGACAUAGUUCGCUAUAAAGUGUUCCUGUCAGGUAAAAGUGGAGUGGGGAAAACGACAUUAGCUGCUCGCCUUGCUGGUCUAGACAUGCCCAACGUACACUAUGAAACCUCAGGCAUGGAGACGUUUGCAGUGUUUUGGCCUGUGAAGCUGAGGGAGGGUGGCCGCGUUCUUUUCUUUCACUUUCAGCUAUGGGACUGCGGUGAGAAUGCCAUGCGAAGAUUCGAUCACAUGCUGACGUCCUGUAAAGAACAUGUAGAUGCCAUUCUCUUCCUUUUCUCCUUCACUGAUCGCGGGUCUUUUGAGGAUCUUUCCAAUCAAAUGUCUCGGAUCACAGAGCCAUCAGACAGACUUGUCAGAGUGGUGGUUGGGACCAAAUUUGACUUAUUUAUGCACACAGAUGUAACAGAGAGUGACAUCAUGCGCUUUCAGGAGGUAUGGGGUAUGCCGGUGUUUCGUGUUGGGGGCGAUGUGAGCGGAGGCCUUGGUGAAAUCACACCCCUUUUAAAUGCCUUGGCAGAAAACCUAUGGCACCAGGACUGUAUGCACACCUCCACUUCAGUACUGUCUAAUUCUGGACACAUCGGCCCAGAAAUUAUUCUAUGAGCUCACAUUUUUAACAGCACACUGAUUGCCUUCCUUUUAGACAUUGAAUCCAUUAUAGACUGGUAAGGAUUUAAAUCACAGUUAAAAGGCCCUUUACUACAAUUAUUACAUAGUUCCUUCAUACAUGAAUUUGCACUUGUCCAAAGUUAAACAUUAGUAUGUCAAGUGUAAGGGACACCAGUUAAGUAAAUGGCACCAUGCACACACAUUCACACUUGGGGGCAAAUUACUGUAGCCUGUAGCCAUCAUCUGCAAUAUUUUUCUAAAGAUGGAAGAAAACUGGAACACACAGAGGAAACCCACACGGUCACAGGGAGAAUAUGCAAAGCUUCGCAGAUGGUAAAUAAAUUGGGAAGCCUGGUGUGUGAAGCCCAACCCCAACUCCCUCAGCACUGUGCCCUUAAGUAAUAUUCCUUUUAAUGUAAUUACUGCAAGAUCAUUCUUAGUGAGAAGCUGGAAUUACCUCAUUUUCAACCUCCACAUGUUCAAACUACAAAAUGGAAAACAGAAAAUCUAUCCAGCUAAUGUUAGUGAUAUGUGUGAUGUAUUCUCUUCUUAAAACAGUCAACUGUAUAGUCAGUGUUAUAGAUUUAACAAAAAAAUGUAUCUGUCUUGAUUGUUCUGAGGUAGUGCUAUGUACAGUAUUCUCAUUUAAAUGUAAAGACUUGCUAGUUGAUGCUGUGAGAAGUCCGUUUGAUUUGAUGUUAUGCUUCCCAAAUAGGAAAAGAGAUUUCUUUGUUUCCUAGUCAGAUAUCACAAAAAGAUGUUCAAAUUAUGGUUAAUGAUAAAAUUGUAUAGUGCAAUGAAUUAAAAACCUACCUCAACAUAUACUGACAUCUGACCAUGAAGACAAUUAUUGAUGAAUU